AUGUGCAAAGCCUACGACAGAGUUGAAUGGGUUUUUCUGCAGAGGGUUAUGGAAAAGUUGGGGUUUUCGAAUGGUUGGAUAGGUAGGAUCAUGAACUGCAUCUCAACGGUUUCUUUAUCUUUUAAGGUGAAUGGAGAGGUGUAUGGGAAUGUGAAGCCUACCAGGGGGCUAAGGCAAGGAGAUCCUAUUUCUCCAUAUCUGUUUAUUUUAUGUGCUGAUGCGUUUUCAGAAUUAUUAAAUAAAUCAGCGCGUGAGAAAAAGCUACAUGGCACAAGAAUGAUAGCCUCCUAUUUGCGAACAACAACGCAAGAAUGCUCCAUUAUAGUUGAUAUAAUCAGGGUGUAUGAGAGAGCGUUGGGCCAGAAAGUAAAUCUAGAUAAGACGGAAGUUGCUUUUAGCAGAGGUGUGCCGGUUGAUCGAAGAGGUGAAAUUGUUAGAACCUUGGGUGUUAGGGAGGUGGAGAAGCAUAAUAAGUACCUGGGUCUGCCUACUAUUAUUGGGAGAUCAAAAAAAGAAAUUUUUGCUAGACUAAAGGAAAGAUUAUGGAAGAGUUUAAAUGUGUGGAAUAACAAGUUACUCUCAAAGCCUGGCAAAGAAGUCCUCAUUAAAGCAGUGGCCCAAGACAUACCAACUUAUAUGAUGAGCAUCUUUAAAAUUCCAGAUGGUGUUAUUGAUGAGUUUCAUACGAUGUUAUUUGGGGAUGGCCGGAGCAUAAAGAUUUGGGAGGACCAGUGGAUAAGCCGAAAUGGGAAACCCAGUUGCUUAAUGAGUCCAGCAGACAAUCCGAGUGUGUCUUGGGUUCACGAGCUUAUAAAUGAAGAGGGGACUGCCUGGGAUUGUCAACAAUUGGAGAGGGUAUUGGGCUACGAGGCGCAGUAUGUGAUGCCUAUACUGAAUGCUCAAUAUAGGGGCCCUGACUUAAGGUACUGGUAUUACACAAAAACUGGGUAUUACACGGUAAAAUCUGGUUAUUGGCUAGCUCGCUCCCUUGGCAGUACGAGUACAACAAACCAGGCUCAAAACAAUUGCUGGAGACUGAUAUGGCGAACGAGGCUUCCCCCAAAAAUCCAGCACUUUCUAUGGAGUGCCUGUAAAGGAAAUUUGGCUGUAGGUGAAAGGCUUCAACAAAGGCAUAUCUCUCAAGGGCAACGUGCAGGCUGUGCAGAUGCACCGACGAACUCUUUCGCUGCUAGGUGGCUCUGGUUGGGGGAAAGAAUUGGUAAGGAGGAAUUGACCAAGGUUGCUACUCUAUGUUGGGCUGCGUGGCGGUGUAGAAAUAUGGCGAUGUUUGAAGAAUCCAGCCCAAAUGCUGUGAUGCUUGCUACAAAUUUCUGCAAGUGGUCUGAGGAUCAUUUUGUUUACAAACAAAGAGUGCAGCAUACAACUGUGGUGAAUUCCUCUCUAUCUACUACGAGAUGGGUUUGCCCUCCUACUGGAAUGUUUAAACUAAAUGUGGAUGCUCAUGUAGCAGGCGGCGGAAAUGCUAGGUUAGGGGUGGUGAUUAGAGAUGAGGCUGGCACAAUUGCCUUAACAGCUACGAAAAGAGUGGUGGCGUCUGAUGUGGCAACUCUCGAAGCACGGGCGGUAAGGUUCGGCAUGAAUGUGGCGUUGCGGUUCAACUUUGGGUGUCUUUGGGUUGAAUCAGACUCUCUCAUAGUGAUUAAUUCUGUAGAAGCAAACCGGGGCGGCAUCACUCCUCUCUGCUUGGUGAUUACAGACAUUUUAAAGAUCAGAGUUUUAUUUAAUGUUUGUGUUUUCUCUCAUGUUAAAAGAAACGGGAACAGUGUUGCCCAUCUUGUUGCUAGAGGUGAAAUGGGUUGUGAAUCGGAACUAAUCCGUUUAGACUCUUUCCCUCAAAGUGUUGUAACUUUGGCAAAUUUGGAUCUCGUUUAA
Messenger RNA from Chenopodium quinoa (quinoa), 1893 nucleotides. RefSeq lists its product as uncharacterized. The record is from RefSeq and is a predicted model, not a curated record. Lineage: Eukaryota; Viridiplantae; Streptophyta; Magnoliopsida; Caryophyllales; Amaranthaceae. The transcript is spliced from 4 exons. Gene Ontology annotation, molecular function: RNA-DNA hybrid ribonuclease activity; nucleic acid binding. The coding region runs from base 1 to 1893 and encodes 630 amino acids.